This is a messenger RNA of Oppia nitens, 1332 nucleotides long. RefSeq names its product glycerophosphocholine cholinephosphodiesterase ENPP6-like. NCBI's taxonomy places the organism in Eukaryota, Metazoa, Arthropoda, Arachnida, Sarcoptiformes, Oppiidae. The transcript is spliced from 4 exons. The coding region runs from base 1 to 1332 and encodes 443 amino acids. The record is from RefSeq and is a predicted model, not a curated record.
AUGUAUAGACUUUUAAUUGAAUUUCAAUUAGUAUUAUUGUUGUUAUAUUCAAAAACAACCGAUAGAUCACUAGUAGUGGCCAUCAGUUUCUGCGGCAAUAGCGGCGGACAGUUGGCCAAAACUGCGGUAAUACCAGUGGUGGCCAACACAACAACACCGACACCCGAAAAACUAUUGAUAAUACUAGUGAACGGUUUCCGCUGGGAUUAUGCCGACCAACUCACGGAUAGCGGCGCCGGCGGCGGCGGGGGAUUUAGUCGAGUGGCCGCAGCCGGUGUUCGGGCACCGUAUGUACGGCCAAUAUUCCCGCAAAACUCUUAUCCCAAUUGGUACGCUAUCUUCACUGGACGUUAUCCCGAAAAUUACGGCCAUAUGUAUGCUGAUGACCGGGAAACCGACGGUGACCUGUUUCCGAUGGGACAACUACCGAACUACCCGAACGUUUCGAAAGAUGGUCACUGGCGGUGGCGAUGGCGGUGGUCACCACAGGAGGUACAGCCCGUAUGGAUUACGGCCGAAAAAAACGGUCGACCAACUGCUAUGUACGGCUGGGACGGGUGUCAACCGGGCAUUGAUAACGUAACGGUUAGCUACUGUCAACCGUAUCGGCCGAUCGGAACCGAUAGCGACCAUCCAGUGGCCGCCGCGGCCUCUGCCGCCGCCAAUCAGACCCGUCAGUAUGUACGGGAAAUUUUGGACAAUUUUGCCGCUAAUAAUAGCUAUCAAUUGGCACUACUAUACCAUGAAUUUGUCGAUUAUAUAGGACACACAUACGGACCAGAAAGUCCUGAACUAUGGUCAGCCGUACGGGACGUCGAUUCCAUAGUCGACCAGUUGUUUGAUGACCUGAAACGGCUUGAUUUGGCCAAUCGGGUCAACGUUAUGAUAGUAUCCGAUCACGGGAUGACUCAAACCUCUGGCUAUCGACUAAUCUAUUUGAAUGAAUCAAUAGAUUUUCAUAGUAGUGUCCAAUUGUUUUUGGGUAGCGGUUCCGGUGCCCGUAUUCUACCGAAACUGGGCACUGAAAAUGAGCCAAACAUUGACCGCAAAGUAUAUACCGAAUCGGACGGACGGCGGGUACCGAUGUUGUUGGCCGGCGCUCACGGCUACGAUAGCGAUACAAAUCCGGACAUACGGGCCAUUAUGUACGGGUUUGGACCGGCAUUUCGCCGUAACUAUACCUUAGCGGAACCGUUAGAUAUGGUCGACCAUUACAACCUGAUUUGCCGUCUACUCGGACUACCGGCCGAGGCCAACAAUGGAUCGGCCAAUAAAAUUGCCGAUAUGUUAUUCUUUGUUUGUGUGCUUUUAUAUCCAAAAUUUAAAUUUUAA